Molecule: messenger RNA, 3126 nt
Organism: Jaculus jaculus (lesser Egyptian jerboa)
Lineage: Eukaryota; Metazoa; Chordata; Mammalia; Rodentia; Dipodidae
Gene: Ccr5
Product: C-C motif chemokine receptor 5
Exons: 2
Coding region: 102-1160 (352 amino acids)
Biological process (GO): immune response; G protein-coupled receptor signaling pathway; chemotaxis
Cellular component (GO): membrane; cytoplasm
Molecular function (GO): chemokine (C-C motif) ligand 5 binding; C-C chemokine receptor activity
Source: RefSeq, a predicted model, not a curated record
AAGAAAACCUGUUUCCUAUUUAUACUGCCUAUGCCUUUGAUUUUCACAGUUGAGCUGGCCAAAGGAACUGAGACACCGACAAGAGACUUGAGUUUUACGAAAUGAAUUUUCAAGUACCGAGUCCGACCGAUGACACUGAUUAUGGCAUGGCAGAACCCUGCCAAAAGACUAAUGUGAAGCAACUUGCAGCCCAGCUUCUGCCCCCACUCUAUUCAUUGGUUUUCAUCUCUGGUUUUGUGGGCAACGUGCUCGUCAUCCUCAUUCUGAUAAGCUGUAAAAAGCUGAAGAGCAUGACCGAUAUCUACCUGUUCAACCUGGCCAUUUCAGACCUGCUAUUCCUGCUCACACUCCCCUUCUGGGCUCACUAUGCUGCAAAUGAAUGGGUCUUUGGAAACAUAAUGUGUAAGUUAUUGACAGGGCUCUAUCACAUUGGUUAUUUUGGUGGAAUCUUCUUCAUCAUCCUCCUGACCAUUGAUAGGUACUUGGCUGUUGUCCAUGCUGUGUUUGCUCUAAAAGCCAGAACAGUUACCUUUGGGGUGAUGACAAGUGGAGUUACCUGGGUGGUAGCUAUAUUUGCCUCUCUCCCAGGAAUAAUAUUUACCAGAUCUCAAAAAGAGGGGUUUCAUUAUACAUGCAGCCCUCAUUUUCCAAACCGUCAAUAUCAUUUCUGGAAGAAUUUCCAGACAUUAAAAAUGAUUAUUUUGGGCCUGGUCCUGCCCCUGCUUGUCAUGGUCAUCUGCUACUCAGGAAUCCUGCACACUCUGCUUCGCUGUCGGAAUGAGAAGAAGAGGCACAGGGCUAUAAGGCUCAUCUUUGCCAUCAUGAUUGUCUACUUUCUUUUCUGGACUCCCUACAACAUUGUCCUCUUCCUCACUACUUUCCAGAUGUUCUUUGGCCUGAAUAAUUGUGAUAACUCUAAUAGACUGGACCAGGCCAUUCAGGUGACAGAGACUCUAGGGAUGACACACUGCUGCAUCAACCCUGUCAUCUAUGCCUUCGUUUGGGAGAAGUUCCGAAAGUAUCUGUUUGUAUUUUUCCAAAAACACAUUACCAAAUGCUUUUGCAAACACUGUCCAAUCUUCCAGCAAGACAGUCCUGAGCAUGUAAGCUCAGUCUAUACUCGAUCCACUGGGGAGCAGGAAGUCUCUGUUGGCUUAUAACCUGGACUAAGUUGUGCAUGUGACUCAGUUUUUUUCUGCAAAGCCUAGGGGUAGGAAUGGCUCUUUUUCUAAAAAACAUAAUAAGCUACUAUCAUAGAGGAUCUGAGAUCCAUCUAUCUAUUGGAUAUCAAUUCCAGAAAGCUGAAUUAAAAAGUGAGAUAGUAACCGCUUGUCUCCUCUCCACUUACCUUAAGUUACUGGCAGACUCCUCUACUGAAAAAGUUCACAGUAAAAACUCCAUAGAGUACUGCUGAUUCUUGAGUCUGAUUACCUGCUCAAAAAUUACAUUCUGAAGAUGUGUUCUUUUCUAUACAGAGGAAUACUCAGGCUGCAAAUGUGUUUUAUCUUUCUCUGAGAAGAAAAGAUGAUACCAUUAUUAGUUAGAAGAUGGCAUCUUACCCUCCAAGGUAUGGUUAAUGUGUUCCAUAGACUUAUAGGACUAGGUGAGCACACUGUGGCCUAAAGUGCUAGGACACUUCUUAAUGAACAGAGAUUUGAGUUGGAUCAUAUGUCAGUAGAGAAGAGGGAAGCUACACUUGGGGCAGUAUGACUAUAUGGGCCAAGCUUGGUUGGGAGAAGAUUUGUGGCUGCUUGGGGGAGACUAUGCGGAAGGUCAAGGUUAGAGCCAAGAACUCCUGGCAAUGGUAGCAGAAGGCUGAUUCUGUGGUUAAUGAUGCAAGGAAAAUAACAUCAAUAAAGUCAGAGAGAGAGUGGCCUUUACUGAGAACAAGACACCUGUGUUGGGCAUGGGGAAAACCAUGUCUACAAUGUAGGGCACAGAGUCAGCAGAACAUGGGGUAAGUUGGGGGUGGAAGUGAGUAAGAACCCCUAGGCUUCAAGAAGAUUGGAGUAGCCAUUGAGGAGAUAUUAAACACAAAAGAAGAAAGUGGUUUGGCUUACAAGAAAAGAGGGUUUGGCCUAGGUGGUGAGUCACAUUUUAUAGUGUCACACUGAGACCAGACCACAAAGUAGCUUUCAUGAAUGCUCCUGCAUUUAUGUUAUGUUGUGUGUGUUGGAAGUUCAGGAAAGUCGUUGAACUCCAAACUCUGAGUUCAUAUUUGUAUUCAACAAAAGAAUUGGGCAAACCAAACUCAGAAGGAUAAUUAUUAAAUUAUUAUAUUUAUUUAGGGAAGUAUAAAACUAAAGGAAGGGGAAUGUAUAUCCCCAUAAGGUCUGAAAUCCCAUGUGAUUGUCCUGGUAGAAACAUGAGAAGAGAUUUAGGGAGGAAAGGAAAGAAAAGUGCACAGAGUUCCUGCCAUGUGGAAGGUGGGAGCGGGUAAAGAGGAGCCAGGGCUUCUCUCUUCAUCUUGGAGGUUCAGGAGUGAUGAAUGGGUAGCCAAGAGCCCUUGCCCCUGGUAAGGGUCUAUUUAUAAUCUUAUUGUAGUGGGUUUCACCUUCAGGCUAUAGUGAGACAGAGUGAGGGGUGAUUGCUUUGGACUAGGGGCUGGCUGAAAAAGAGGCAAUCCAUGACCUCCACAUAAGUCAGGAAGGGCUCAUGGAAAAACAGGUCUAGGAAGCUCCUUUAGGCCAGAGAUAAGGAGCUGAUCUCUAGUUGAGAGACCAAAUAUAACCAUUUUAAGCAAAAAGGCCCAGGCCUGACUUAGAUAGAGAACUAGCUGGCUAAUGUGCUUACCUUUGCUUCUGUAAACUUUGCUUGCUUGCUCAAUUGCUGCCUUUCCCCCUAAAGUUUCUAAGGAAUCUCCACUUCAAGGACAUUGGAGAAACACACCACAGUGGGGGCUCUGGCCUCUGACUAUCUGCUGAGAUAAGAACCUGAGGAAUCUCCACUUCAAGGACAAUUGAGAUUACUUCAUCUGCCUGAAGUGCUCCUAGCUCCUGUCCCCAACUUUGCCUGCUGAAACCCCAAGCCAAUCAGAACUGUUUAAAUCAGCCCAUCAUGUAUCUAUCCCCUACUUCUUUGCUCAAAUUCCUAUAUGAACCCCUUCCCCCAAAAGAAAGGCGCUCU